Molecule: messenger RNA, 1216 nt
Organism: Suillus discolor
Lineage: Eukaryota; Fungi; Basidiomycota; Agaricomycetes; Boletales; Suillaceae
Exons: 4
Coding region: 232-1140 (302 amino acids)
Source: RefSeq, a predicted model, not a curated record
AAUGGCUAUCGUCCCAUUUAGUGAAUAAUGGUGGUCCACAGGAAAUGUCCCCUCAAAGGAAGGUCCCUGCAGUGGAUACGCAUCUCGAGGACACCUUCAAAGCGACGCUGGACGAGCAUAUAAAUAUUGGUUUGGUGGCCCUCAUUCUAUAUCCCUUCCCCAUUGCACUUACUGCCACUGCAAACUCGCACACCCCCUCUUAACAUUUCAAUCAACUACCUGCUGGCCCAGAUGAUCCAAUCCACACCCCAUCCCUCCUCACCGCAUGGUUCCGAUUCUUCCAAUGCAACACAAUACAUGCCAAACACUGGCAUGUAUAUGGGUCAAUUUCCCUGGCCCCAGCCCGCAUGCAUCCCUUAUCCAGGCCAUGCACCCGCACACCCCUACUACCCAUACAGUGUACCACUCAACGGGACGCAUGGUGCCCCUCCCUCAUACGCACCCGUCGCACAUUCGCCUGGUGUGGGUGCUGGAGUUGCGCAUCACGUGUUCCAAACGGGACAAAAUGGCUAUUGCCCUUGUGCAGUAACCAAUGUCUCGCUUGUCACUUAUGUUGGUCCAUACCUACCGCCAACUGCGGCUGCUCUCCCCCCACAAGGCCCACCUGCGCCCCCCCUGUACCAUCAACCCUUCCUAUCUUUUCCAGCAGCCGCGAAUCCUUGCGCUUCACCCAUACCGCACCAAAGAUACCUCCACCAACAUAACGGGACUGGGCUCGUAACGGACUCUGCUUCUCAAGCACCAAGUGUUUCGCUCAUUCAAAGGCACAUGGCGGAAUAUCUUCAUCACCGCUACAUCAAACAAACCAAAAUAGGCUCCGGCGGAAUCAAGAACGACCCGUUAUUUAAACCCGUGUUGAAUCGACUUGGUGAACCCAAUGGGUCAUAUGUGUGUUCUAAGGACGGCAUGUUACUCAGGAGUCCUGCAAGCUAUUUUAAGCACAUCAGGACACAAAGGCAUCUAGGCUUCAAACUACAGAAAUUCAAAUGCCCUGGUUGUUCCAAAGCGUAUACGACAAGUGAUUCCUACAAGAAGCACCUCGAGAAUGGCAAUUGUGAACAGUCGACAGAUGUGGGCGCUCUGCCGUUAUACCCAACUGCCGAAGAAGAAAAAGAUGACGACGAAGGCCCUGAAUAUUAGGAGAGCCUCUGUUACCAACUAUCUUCUUUGUUUUAUGUAUGCAUCUGCUGACACUCAUUCACGUAUUUUCUUUCCA